AGGAAGAGAGAGUGAGAGAGAAGGAGGGAGGGGUAGCAAAGGAGUGUGAGAGGCAGAGAGGAGUAAAGACACAAACUUGUGACUUGACAAAAGAGGGCAGGUCCCGGAGACAGGACAAUGAAGGCUGGUGUGGGACUUAUUUCUUCAUUGCUCCUGUUCCUGUUAAUGGGAGCAGUCUUCGCCCAGAGGCCGCGACCGAAGAAGCCUACCAGACGUCCAGCCACCACCAGGAAGCCUUUUGUCCCCAAGCGUGGGGAACCAGCCGUGCCCGAACCCCAGGAGCCCACAGAUUUCCCUCCAAUCAUCCUCGGCCCGCCCUCCAUCUUCUCUGAUUGUCCCAAAGAGUGUUUAUGUCUCCCAAGCUACCCAAAUUCUCUCAACUGUGAGAACCGGAACAUCCGUGUGGUCCCGGUCAUCCCAUUCAGAACUCAUUACCUGUACCUACAGAACAACUACAUCUCUGAGCUCACUGCAGAGGCCUUUAACAAUGCUACAGAGGUCCGCUGGAUCAAUCUGGCAAACAAUCGCAUCCAGAAAAUAGACAAGCAGGUUUUUGAGAAGAUCCCGGGUCUGCUGUAUUUCUAUGUCCAGAGAAACCAGCUGAAUGAAGUACCAUCAGGCCUCCCAACAAGUCUGGAGCAACUUCGUCUGGACAGGAACCGCAUUAGCAAGAUCCCCGCUGGUGCCUUCACCAAGCUGGAGAACCUGACUCUGCUGGACCUGCACUACAACCAGCUGAGCGACAGUGACCUGGGAAAGAACACGCUCAAGGACCUGAAGAACCUCAUGCAGCUCAACCUGGCAUACAACGUUUUGAAGAAGAUGCCCGCUGGAGUGCCAAACAACCUCAUCCAGCUGUUCCUGGACAAGAACCGCAUAGAUGACAUACCAAAAGAUUACUUCAAGGACUUCACCCACCUGGCGUUUGUGAGGCUCAACCACAACCAGCUGAGCGAUAAAGGAGUUCCCAAGGCCGUGUUCAACUUGACCAGCCUGCUGGAUCUGCAGCUGGCUCACAACCAGCUCACAGUGAUUCCCCUCUUCAACAAUCACCUGGAGCACCUGCACCUCAACCAUAACAACAUUGAGAGCAUCAACGGCACUGAGAUCUGCCCAUUCAGCCUGCUGGCCGACCUGACUGACGACCGCCUGGUGCCACGACUAAGAUACCUGCGUCUGGAUGGGAAUCAUUUGCAUCCCCCCAUCCCUAUGGAUGUCAUCAUGUGCUUCAGACACCUUCACUCUGUCACCAUUUAGGAGGCGGGGUGUCUUCUCACACAAAGCCGCACACGUAUAAAAAACCAAAUAAACGACAGCAGUGCACAUCGGGGAAUUCGAGAUAAAGCGCGCUCACUGAAGCACAAGGUUUCGAGCUUGAACGAGCUGCGGAGUUGCAUUACUGAAAGAGGAACUCUGCUCAGCUGCAAAGCUCUGAGUUUGCUUUUUAAAUGACUGAAAGUGUCAUUCUGCCAGAAUCCGAGCAGUGGACUGCAAACUGGCAACAAGAGAUUAUAGGAACAUUUAGCUUAUGGUUUGCAUGGGAGGUUUAGUAUCUAUUCAAUAAAAAAAAAAUUUAAAUGAGCAAAACUCCAACUCCAGGUGUAAUAAAAUACAUACAGCUGCAUUUAAUAAAUUAAAUUUAGUUAAAUUUGUAUUUAUUUCAGUAAUUCAAUUUAAAAAGUGGAACUCAUAUGUUGUGCAAAUUUAUUACACUAAAGAAUUCACUUCUGGAUGAAUUUUGGGUGGUUAUGAACAUUAAAUAGGGCAACCAAAAACCAAUAUUCAAUGCAUGAAAGUAUUUAAUGCAUAAAGUAAGUGUAUGUACUUUAAGUCAUAACCCCAUGCAUCAUUGACUGGAGCUCCUUUUGCAUGAAUGACUGAAUCAGUAAGGUGUGACGUGGUUCAGCAGUACCUUAACACAAAGAUGUAGCUGCAGUCUGUCCACAAAUCCCCAUCCUCCACUUUUGAACAGGUUUUGCGCCACCAUACUCUUAAUUUACUUUAACCUUUCAUUAAUAUGUUUAGAUAGCAAACUCUGUGAACUGCAGAGUUAGCAGAAGGUCAUUUAGCGAUGACCUUUUGUGAAUUGCCCCUCUGGUGAAGUGUGUCAGAAGCAGCUGUCAGAUCACCUAUGUAAUAUUUACAUUUACACAAUCAUGAAAAUGAGCGGAGAUAAAUGUAGAAUAUGUCCCUCUGUUUGUAAUGAAUCUGUAUAUGAGUUUCACUUUUUCAGCUGAAUUACUAAAUUAAAUUAAUUUGAUAUUUAAAGUUAUGGAGAUGCUCCUCCGCUCUGCGACAGAGGGCUGUUUUAAGGACCAACAUUUGCAUAUAGACCUGAAUAAUGCCUUCCAAGGUGCUUUGUGUAAAAAUGUUUUUGUUUUUCCUAUUAAUAGACUUUUAUGUUAUUCCUCUGUAUAAAGGCAUUUGUACAAAUACUGAAAAAUAAAAUGUCUUUGCUCGUA
Molecule: messenger RNA, 2462 nt
Organism: Xiphophorus maculatus (southern platyfish)
Lineage: Eukaryota; Metazoa; Chordata; Actinopteri; Cyprinodontiformes; Poeciliidae
Gene: prelp
Product: proline and arginine rich end leucine rich repeat protein
Exons: 7
Coding region: 118-1257 (379 amino acids)
Molecular function (GO): protein binding
Source: RefSeq, a predicted model, not a curated record